Molecule: messenger RNA, 387 nt
Organism: Purpureocillium takamizusanense
Lineage: Eukaryota; Fungi; Ascomycota; Sordariomycetes; Hypocreales; Ophiocordycipitaceae
Exons: 1
Coding region: 1-387 (128 amino acids)
Source: RefSeq, a predicted model, not a curated record
AUGAAGUCCUUUAUCGCCAUUGCUGUCUUCGCCGCCGCGGCCCUCGCCUCGCCCCCGGCCGAUGAGAUCUGCGCACAACAAUGCAACGCGGCCUUGGAUAGUUGCGUCGCGGCCGGCCAGGCCAUCGCAGACUGCACGGGCACGUACAUCAACUGCCUCGGCUUCAACCCUUAUGAUCAGGUGCCCUUCAAGAAGCCCACAGCUUGCCGCAAGGAGACUGAGGGGGCGUGUGCCGUCAGGUGCAACAAGAACAUGGACACCUGCGUCGGGGACGGCAACGCCGCCCAAGCCUGCACCCAGACUUACGUCCGGUGCCUUGGUUACAACCCCUACGAAAACGUGCGAUACAAGAAGCCGACGGCUUGCCGUGCUUCCCAAAACAACUAA